Molecule: messenger RNA, 1395 nt
Organism: Emys orbicularis (European pond turtle)
Lineage: Eukaryota; Metazoa; Chordata; Testudines; Emydidae
Gene: NALF2
Product: NALCN channel auxiliary factor 2
Exons: 3
Coding region: 1-1395 (464 amino acids)
Biological process (GO): calcium ion import across plasma membrane
Cellular component (GO): plasma membrane
Molecular function (GO): stretch-activated, monoatomic cation-selective, calcium channel activity
Source: RefSeq, a predicted model, not a curated record
AUGAUCAGGGGGGCUUGGAUGUAUCCAAGAGAAGAUGACGCUGUGUUAAAAAUUUGUUGUGCACCAAGACAAAACGACAAACCCUGCGCUGAUUCCGAGAGGGCACAGAAAUGGCGAAUGUCUCUGGCAUCCCUUCUAUUUUUCACUGUCCUCCUCUCUGAUCAUCUGUGGCUCUGUGCUGGAGCCAAGCUCAGAUCCAAGGAUAGGAGCUUAGCCAUGCAGACGCCUUGGGGGGACGCAAGCCAGCGCGCCUUCCAGCCACAUUUCCUACUGACAGGGGAUCAACAGUCACAGGAGGGGAGGUGUGAGAUUUUUUUAAGCAAUUUGACCAAAUUUGCUGCUCCGAUCCCAUAUUGCACUGGUGCCCGGGGUCAUUUCGAUCUGGACUCAGCUUGCACCAAAUUGUAUUCCUUGCAGCGACUCUUGGGCUCUUUCCCUUCUGUACCCUUAAGGCCACCCCCCUCCUCCUCCUCUUCAUCAGCCUCUUUUUUUUCCUCUUCCUCCUCCAAAAUAAACUUCUUAAAGGCUUAUUUUAGGAACUUCAACCUCUCUUUUUGUGAUACUUACACGAUCUGGGACCUGCUGCUGGGCAUGGCCGGCCCAGACAGCUUGGAUUGCAGUUUGGACAACCUGAUGGUGGAUUUCGUGGCUGCUGCAGCCGGUGCUCUGGACGGAGAGGCGUGUAGCAGCUGCGUCCAGGCUUAUCAGAGGCUGGACCAACACGCUCAGGAAAAAUAUGAGGAGUUUGACCUCUUGCUGGAGAAAUACUUGCAAUCAGAAGAGUAUUCAGUUAGAUCCUGCAUAAGAGACUGCAAGGCUGUCUACAAGGCCUGGCUGUGCUCCGAGUAUUUCAAUGUGACACAACAACAGUGCCAACACCGGAUUCCAUGCAAGCAAUACUGCCUGGAGGUGCAGACCAGGUGCCCCUUUGUGUUACCUGACAAUGAUGAGCUGAUCUAUGGAGGAUUGCCUGGUUUCAUCUGUACGGGGUUGCUAGAGAACCAAUUAUCCAAUGAGGAAGCAAAGUGCUGCGAUGUGCAAUGGGACUCUUGUGACCACCCACCAGACAGCAACUACAAUGCGUCCCCCAAAUCCACAGAGUCGGAGUCAUUCCAUUACCACCAUCAUGACCCCCACCUUCAUCACCACCAGCAGCAUCACUAUCACCUCUACCACCACCACCAGUACCACCAACCCCACCCACCAUCUUUGCUGCCUGUCUCCGCAGGGUCUCGCCUCAGCAACAGCAAAAUCAGACUGUGCGUCCUGGUCCUUAUGCUUCUCCACACCAUGGUGUCCUUCUCAAGCGUGCACAGCAGCGAGGGGACUGCCAGCAGGGGGCUGAGCUUGGAGGCCCUGCCUGCCAUGGAUGAGAGCAUAACAAGAGAUGAGUGA